This is a messenger RNA of Aspergillus candidus, 858 nucleotides long. RefSeq lists its product as uncharacterized. The transcript has a single exon. The record is from RefSeq and is a predicted model, not a curated record. Bases 198 to 437 code for a protein of 79 amino acids. Lineage: Eukaryota; Fungi; Ascomycota; Eurotiomycetes; Eurotiales; Aspergillaceae.
UCUUGGCUUUGGAUAGAUAUCAAUCUUGUUUUUUCUUCAGUCCUUUUUAUUUUUAUCUCGAUCUUUCUUUCGACACCUGAUUUGUACACCUGAUUUGGCUGGAUUGACGCCGAUUGUUCUUUGUUCAAUCAAUUUCUUCUGGCUGAUCGACCUCACUAGUCCAAGUCAACCCAUUAUUACAGGUCAGCCCCGAGGGUAUGAAAGUGCCCAGGUUGGCAGGUGAUGAAGGAAGGCACAUAUUUUUCAUGCAUCGCCCCGAUAUCUCUCCGGGUUCUUCUUCCUUUCUUGCUUUUUCUUUUUUUUUUUUUGCUUUCUUUUUGCUUUCUUUUUUCCCCAAGGCUCGAACAUAUCAAAUAAGACCGAGCAUUAUAAAUACCUGCAGCUGCUCACUCUCUCCACCUCCCUUCGAACCCACUGACCUAAGACAGUCCUUGUGAAAAUCACCCGUCCCCCUUUCUUUACAGAGAGAAAAGUGUCGAAACGAGAAAGGAUGAGAAAUGGCAGAUCGUGAAAAUUCUACACGGUGGGGGGGUCCCCAGGAUGAUCAGGUUGAAACCCGAAUAGAUGAAAUCCUCCUCCGAACGAGGCAUCAUCUGGUACCUGGGUGCCUGAGGACUGAGGAGUCGUGCUCCACCGACUCCAUCUUUAGAAGCAGCCUAACGUCCCGCUGUUAGUGAAUGAUAAAAUACGGAUACCACUGCGUUUACAGGUACCAGAUACCGGAUACCCCUACAUCGCGGUAGGGAUGAUGGAAAUUACACGGCUACAUCGUCGUACCUCCCUAGUGGUAUUGGCUGUCAAUAGUAGCUACCACUAACCUUCCUCUCAAUGAGUUCACCGGCAGGAAGCCGGUCAGAA